AUUUUGUCCACUUGGCCAUAGUUUAUUUAAGAUUAGUUUACAGACUUCACAUUUUCUCUGUUCUUUUAUUAUACAGUAAUAAUUUGUUGAUGAUGAUGAUGAGCUCAAUUUAUCAAAAAUGGCUCAUAACUUUGAUUCUUCUUCUUCUUCUUCUUCUUGUUUAGUUCCUCCUCUAAUAGCAAAACCCAGCAGAGUUGACCUUGAAACUGGACUCAUUGACCAUAUUCAGUGCCGUAUUUGCCUUGAAACUGAUGGUAGAGAUUUUAUUGCACCUUGUAAAUGCAAGGGUACAUCAAAGUAUGUUCACCGAGAAUGCCUUGAUCAGUGGCGUGCUGUUAAGGAAGGAUUUGCAUUUUCCCAUUGUACGACUUGCAAGGCUCCCUUUUACUUGAGAGUUAAUGAUCUUCAUAGAAAAUGGCGAACCUUAAAGUUUCGGUUCUUUGUGACCACUGACGUUUUGUUCAUUUUUCUCGCAGUUCAGCUUAUUGUAGCUUCACUGGGAUAUUUAGUAUAUGUGAUUGACAAGCACCAGAUGUUUUGGCUUCGUUUGCACUGGGGGUUUGGUCUCGAACUAAGCUUCUAUUACAUAUGCGGGGCAUUGUUGUUUUUUGCUUUGAUGGGCGUAUCUGGUUGUUUCUUAGCUUGCUUUGAUGAAAGCGUGUGCAAUGAUUUGGGUCAGCCCUGCCGGAAUGUGUUGUCUUGUUGCUCUUAUGAUGGACUGUGUGCGGACUGCCAUAGGCUUCGUACAGGUAGAACUUACAUCUGCAUUGAUUCUAACAUAUGCUCCGGGAAUUGUUCAAAUUCGACAUGUGAGUGUUGCUCGGACUGUGAAUGUGGGAAUUCUUGCACGGACUGUGAAUGCGGGAAUUGCUUCGGAGGUGAUGGUGAUGAACCUGGGAAUCCAGUAUUAUUAAUUGUGGCUUUAAUUGUGCUAGGCCUAUUCGCCAUCUUUGGCAUGUUUUACACUGUUUUGGUUGCUACGAUGGUCGGACAGAGAAUUUGGCAGCGACAUUACCAUAUACUCGAGAAAAGAAUGCUCACAAAGGAAUAUGUUGUGGAGGAUGUUGGCGAGGUGGCUGGAUAUAAUUGGUCUCCGCCGCCACUGCCACAGCAGCAUGUUCAGCAGCUUGAAGCACUUGGACUUCUAUAAACUUGAAGGAGUUAAAAGGAAACAAAAGAUCAAUUACACUCAAGUCUCUGCUGUUGGAUUUCCAAACAGAUUAGUCUUACAUACACUGGAACAUACCCAGUGUAAUCCACAAGUGAGUUCUGAGGAGGGUAGAGUGUACUAGACCUUACCCCUACCUUAGGAGGUAGAGAGGUUGUUUCCCAUAGACCCUCGGCUCAAGGCAAACUUUUUAUUUUUAUUUUUUAACAUAUGUGCAUAGUUUGUUGAAGAAGAAACUGAUCAUUUAUAAGUCGAAUGAAGCAACAGGAAGCAUUUCAACUA
Lycium barbarum (goji berry) is the source of this 1450-nucleotide messenger RNA. RefSeq lists its product as uncharacterized. Gene Ontology annotation, molecular function: zinc ion binding. The record is from RefSeq and is a predicted model, not a curated record. Bases 119 to 1150 code for a protein of 343 amino acids. Lineage: Eukaryota; Viridiplantae; Streptophyta; Magnoliopsida; Solanales; Solanaceae. The transcript is spliced from 7 exons.